AAGAAACAUCCCUCUAGGAGAGAUCCCAUGAGAAAUAAUUAGCCAUGUUUUACCGGCUCGCCGUAGUGCUGUGUCUCCUGGUGAACUCAGUCGCCGGAGGUUUUAACUUCACCUAUAAUGGGUUUCGGUCGGUGAAUUUGAGCCUCGAUGGUGUAGCAGAGGUCACUUCCAAUGGACUCUUGAAGCUCACCAAUGAUUCGGAUCAGCAACAGGGUCAUGCUUUCUACUCUUCCCCUGUGAAACUCAAGGAUUCCACAAACGGCACUGCUUUCUCCUUCACGACCACCUUCGUCUUCGCCAUACUCCCACAAUACCCCACUCUCAGCGCUUCCGGAAUGGCUUUUGUAAUUUCACCAAGCAGAGGCCGUCCGGGUGCUCUGGCGAAUCAAUAUCUCGGCCUGUUCAACGAGAGCAACAAUGGAAAUGACACCAAUCAUGUUGUUGCAGUGGAACUCGAUACGAUACAGAAUGUCGAGUUCAAGGACAUAGAUAACAACCACGUCGGAAUUGAUGUUAAUGGGUUGACGUCCAAAGUGUCCCAUGGAGCUGGGUAUUAUGUGGACGGCACCGGCCAAUUUAUAAACCUGACGCUGAUCAGCGGACAGCCAAUGCAACUUUGGGUAGAAUACAAUAGUCUAGAACAGAGAAUGAAUGUCACCUUAGCUCCAAUUAAUGUUCCUAAACCCAAACUCCCACUUUUGUCUCUGUCGAGGGAUUUAUCGCCCAUCGUCAACGAUACUGUAUAUAUCGGAUUCUCAGCGUCAACGAUUGCGGUCGUAACAUCUCAUUAUGUUUUGGGUUGGAGUUUUAUGAUUAACGGCCAAGCAGAGGAGCUCGUUAUUUCACGGCUGCCUAAGCUUCCUCGCAGAGGACCGGAGCAAACAUCAAAGUUUUUAACAAUUGGAUUGCCUCUGAUUUCCCUGACUCUGGUUUUCGCAACAGUUUCAGGGGUUUUUUAUUUCAUACAGAGGAAGAGGAAAUUCGCAGAUGUAGUUGAAGAUUGGGAACUCGAUUACAGGCCUCAAAGAUUCAAGUACAAAGAUCUGUACGUAGCCACAAAAGGGUUCAAGGACAAAGGGUUACUGGGUUCCGGUGGGUUUGGUAAGGUUUAUAAAGGAACAUUACUCACCUCCAAAUUGGAGAUAGCCGUCAAAAAGGUCUCUCAUGAAUCAAGACAGGGGAUGAAGGAAUUCGUGGCGGAAAUUGUUAGCAUCGGUCGUCUCCGUCACCGGAAUUUAGUACAACUCCUGGGGUAUUGCCGGAGAAAAGGGGAGUUGCUCUUGGUCUAUGACUACAUGCCCAACGGAAGUCUGGACAAGUACCUCUAUGGCCAGCCGAACGUCACCCUGAAUUGGAGACAGAGGUUUAGGGUCAUCAAGGGCGUAGCCUCGGGGCUACUCUAUUUGCACGAAGAAUGGGAACAAGUUGUGAUUCAUAGAGAUGUAAAGGCCAGCAAUGUUCUCUUAGACAGUGAAUUGAACGGAAGAUUAGGAGAUUUCGGGUUGGCGAGAUUGUAUGGUCAUGGAACGGAUCCACAGACGACACAUGUGGUGGGUACUCUAGGGUACCUAGCGCCGGAGCACACCCGAACAAGGAAGGCCACAACCAGCACCGAUCUGUUUGCUUUUGGUGCCUUUUUGCUAGAAGUUGCCUGUGGAAGAAGGCCGAUUGAGCCACAAGGUGAAACAGAGGAUUUGAUCCUGGUUGAACUGGUGUUUUCGUUUUGGCAAAGAGGGGAGAUUCUUGAGAUCAGAGAUCCAAAAUUAGGGACGGAUUUUGUGGCAAAGGAGGUGGAGUUGGUAUUGAAGCUGGGGUUACUCUGUUCACAUUCAGACCCCAGAGCCAGGCCAAGCAUGCGCCAAGUGGUGCAGUACUUAGAAGGGGAUGUUCCUUUACCGGACUUAUCAGCACUAGGCCUGACUGCCAGUGGCCUAACGUUUGCCCACGGUGAAGGUUUUGAUGACUUUGUCACGUCCUAUCCGUCUUCCAUGGAUAAGGCACAUACACAUUCCUCUUCAAUUGCAGAAUCCCUACUUUCAGGAGGUCGAUGAAUCUGGAAACUUUUGUAUUUUAUUUUGUGUUUCGUACGGAAUAUUUUGUUUGUGUUUUUCUCUAUAGAAAACUGUAAAAAAAAAUUACAAUCCGCACUCCAAAAACGACAUCAUUCAUUUUUUAUUCUGGAAAAGCCCUCAUUCCUCUUAAUCUCUUCGCAGUCGUAAUCCUCUUCUUCAUUGUUCGAAUCUGAUAGGUUGUGUACCUCUUCUCCAACACAAUUGCUCUUCUUCCAGUCGAUCACUAAAGGAUUUCUUCUCGCCUGUUUGGUAUCAAAGAGCGCCUAGGGUUCAAUUUGUAAAUGAAGGUGGGACAGGGAACCUUGGUGGGGUUUGUGCAGCAUCUUUUUACUCUUGAGGAGGAGAUUGUUGUGGUUUAUGUGUAUGAAAUUUAGCUUGAGCCUCCCUUGGGUUCAAGGGAAAGGACUUGGAAAGUUCUUGAUGCAGUUAAUUUAACUUAUUACUAGAAAGCUUAUUUCAAAUUUUGUUGCUUUUUAUCUUAAAUUGAAUUGAAUUUGAUUUUCUUGAGUUUUCAUCUUUUUUUUUGUAAAAUCAAUGGGUGCUAUGUUGUUAACUGUUCAAAAAGCAAGCUUUUUGACUAUGAAUUUUUACAAAAACAAGCCAAGGUAAGCAAAUGAAUAUGGAAAUAUUUUUUUGGAGCCUUAAUGAAAUAGCUAUGAUCAUUUUGUGGGUAAAGCACAACUUAAGUGCUUCAUCGAGUGUAUGGGAUUUUAGAUAGAGCCAUAAUGCAUUCUUGGAGUAGUAUCAUGGUUGUCUCUUGCGUGUAUCACAUUUUCUUUAAGUAUAUCUCUAAUUACAUGAAUGCAAAACUCUUGGAAUUAUGCACACACUAAAUGAAAACAAUUUGGUUCU
This is a messenger RNA of Rubroshorea leprosula, 2924 nucleotides long. The record is from the annotation of a GenBank genome assembly. Lineage: Eukaryota; Viridiplantae; Streptophyta; Magnoliopsida; Malvales; Dipterocarpaceae.